Rhododendron vialii is the source of this 1152-nucleotide messenger RNA. RefSeq names its product NDR1/HIN1-like protein 6. Gene Ontology annotation, cellular component: plasma membrane. The transcript has a single exon. The record is from RefSeq and is a predicted model, not a curated record. Bases 273 to 971 code for a protein of 232 amino acids. NCBI's taxonomy places the organism in Eukaryota, Viridiplantae, Streptophyta, Magnoliopsida, Ericales, Ericaceae.
AAGAGCCAAGUUAUUUAGCUCGAGCAAGCCCGCUAGAAUAUGUACAUCUUUAGCCACACAUAUGUGAAAACACAGUUGUCUUAAAUUAGACAAAUACCUAUAGAUACCAAUCUCUCUCUCUCUCUCUCUCUCUCUCUCUCUCAGAUUUCAGCGGAGAGGAAGAAGAAGAGCCGCUCCUUCAUCCUCCCUCAUCUUCUGGUUCUCCUUCUUUGAUGGAAUAUCAACCAAAGGUUGCAUUCUUAAUUUCCACAUUCUAACCCACCAUUAUCACAAUGAGUUCUGCACCCCCGCCACCCUACGUCGCCCUAUCUGAGAACAACGGAAGCCUCCGUCCCCCUCCCUACCGCCGCAAUGUCCCCCGUUACCAAUCGACCCAUCACAAGAAAGGCGGGAGUGGUUGCCUCAGAUGCAUAUGUUGCUGCUAUUGCCUCCUGUUCCUCUUCAUCUUCAUCGUAUCCGCAUUCAUCCUCUAUUUCUACACCUUCUACAAGCCUCAAAUGCCUUCCUACCAUGUGGAAGGCAUGACUGUCCAAGCUUUCGACCUUCAAUCUGAUUUCAGCCUCCUCACCCAGUUCUUGGUUACAGUGAAGGCUGAAAAUCCUAAUGAGAAUAUUGGUUUCAUCUAUGGCCGCGAAAAUGCUGUGACCGUCUCGUAUAAGGACUCCACGCUUUGCACUGGGAAUCUCCCUCACUUUCACCAGGGGCACAAGAACACCACCAUGAUGAAGGUUUUGAUGAGUGGAAAGAGUGAAUUCGGGUCGGGUCUUCAGGAGGCCCUCAUGCAAAACCAAAACUCGGGGCACAUACCGUUGCUGGUUCAAGUCAAGGUGCCCGUGAACGUUGUGGUGGGAGAAUUCCCUCUGAGGCAUUUCACAGUUUCUGUCAAUUGCUCUUUGGUCGUGGACAACUUGUCGCCCAACAAGAAGAUUGGGAUCGUGUCGACUAAGUACAACGCCGGUGUUUCGCUCUGAGUUUGACAAAAGCUUAUCCUUCGUGAUCUCUCUCUCCCUCCCUCCCACUCUCUCUGUCUCUCUUCUUGCAUGGGAAAGAAAUCAGAUAUUCUCGUGUCCUUGCUCAAGAUGUAAUAUUUCUGUUGUUUACCAUGGGUCGAUACAUUUUUUUAAAACCAGCUAUACAUAAACAUUGAACAUA